Nycticebus coucang (slow loris) is the source of this 1266-nucleotide messenger RNA. RefSeq names its product transmembrane protein 176A (gene TMEM176A). Gene Ontology annotation, cellular component: membrane. Bases 315 to 986 code for a protein of 223 amino acids. The transcript has 7 exons. Lineage: Eukaryota; Metazoa; Chordata; Mammalia; Primates; Lorisidae. The record is from RefSeq and is a predicted model, not a curated record.
CGCAGAUAGCACGCGGGGCGCACACACGCAGCGCACGGGCCCACCCAGUGCAGAAAGCCCUGACCCGACGGCCUUGGGCGGAGACAAUCUCAUCUUUCCUUGGGCCGCCCCCUCGCCCCGCCAGCCUCCCGGGCCCAGGAGCCCAGUGACCCCGGACCGCUGGAAAGCCCCUGAAGGGUCCCUAGGCCCAGCCGGCUGCCAGGAAGCCGCGCAACGGGGGCCGCCCCUCCCCGCCUCCCGCCCGGCGGUGGCCCUGGGCCCCCGCCCUGCGCUGCACUCUCGCCCUGGCCUCGAGGACAGCAGUGUCCCUAGCCAUGGGGACAGACGAUGGUGAGCUGGCCCUGGAGGCCCCACAGCCCACCCACAUCGACGUACACAUCCAUCAGGAUUCGGCCCUGGUCAAGCUCCUGCUGUCUGGAUGCUCCUGGCUGCUGCCCCCAGCCAGCAAGACCCCAGGCAGCAGCCGGCUGCUGGUGGCCUCCUGGGUGGUGCAGAUCGUGCUGGGGGUCUUCAGUGGGGUCCUGGGAGGAGUCUUGUACAUCACCCACUACUCCAUCAUACUCGGCUCAGGAGCUGCCAUCUGGGCAGGGGCUGUGGCUGUGCUGGCUGGAGCUGCUGCCUUCAUCUACCAGAAACAGGGUGGCAUCUGCUGGGCCCUGCUGAAGACCCUGCUGGCACUGGCAGCUUUCUCCACAGCCAUUGCUGCCAUUGUAUUUGGGGUCAGGAGUUUGCAAUUCAGCUAUUACUAUGAUGACUAUGUCUGCAAUUGUAAGUCCCACUCCUGGGACUGGUACACCCCAUCCCCCAGCACCACCGAGAGUCCAGAAGUCAGACUGUGUGUCUCCUACCUGCAAAUGCUAGGGGCUCUGUUCAUAGGCCUUCAGGUCAUGCUCUUGAGUAUAUGGGUUCUUCUGCUCCUGGCAUCUCUGACCCCUCUGUGGCUGUACUGCUGGAGAAGAUUCAUACAGAAGGAGGCAAGUCCCUAAAGAAAGAGACCAGAAGAAGCUGCUGGGAAUGAGUGGGACCUAGACCUACACUGAGACUUGGGCCUGGGCGUGGUGCUUCCUAGUGGUCGUCCCUGCACCUGACCCCAGGAAGAAGAACCAGACCGGGGAAAAGACAGUCUUUGGCAGCCACAGCCACUACCCUGCUUCACCUGCCAUCGUAGCAGCACUUGCCUUUUCUUGCUCCUCUUAUCACCCUGCUCUGCUGUGGGUCCCCUCCUGAGCAGUAAUUUGAUAAUAAACUCUCACACUGUUGCUCUCA